GGGACGACGAAGUACACGUUCUAUGCAAAAUCGGCGGCAUAUCUUGGGCAGUUGAAAAGACGAAACGAGCAAUGGGAAUCGUGAAAGUAAUCGUCUAGUAACCGCCAACCCCUGACUGACUGUUUUCCCGAAAACACUUCGGCUGAAAACUUAGCUCUCCGUCGUCAGCUCAAGAUUACAACUUUGAAGUAAACGCAGAAUGAAGAGAAGUCGAGAAAUGGAAGAGGACGGAAGCAGAGCAACUGCCGAUGAAGGUCCGGCGAUAGGGAUCGAUCUGGGGACCACAUACUCUUGCGUCGGAGUAUGGCAGCCCCAGCAUGUCCGCGUUGAGAUCAUCUCCAACGAGUUAGGCAACCGCACGACGCCGUCCUGGGUUGCGUUUACUGAUGCCGAGCGCCUUAUCGGAGAAUCUGCCCAGAACCAGGCCUCAAUGAAUCUCUCCAAUACCAUCUUCGAAGUGAAGAGGCUAAUUGGCAGAACUUUUUUUGAUGCAAUGGUGCAAAACGACAUGAAACACUGGC
This is a messenger RNA of Cuscuta europaea, 521 nucleotides long. The record is from the annotation of a GenBank genome assembly. NCBI's taxonomy places the organism in Eukaryota, Viridiplantae, Streptophyta, Magnoliopsida, Solanales, Convolvulaceae.